UAAAAUGGAAAGGAAUUACAUGAGCGUAUCUCCUCCCAUUUGAACUUUGGAAACUCUCUGAUGUGGUAAAGCGUUCCCAACAUGUGUAGCCAUUCUUUCUGUUCUGUUCUUUCCUGCGUCUGCCUCUGAAGCUGAGCACUUCAGACUCAGUAUUACAGGAGUGAUGCUGCUGCUGUGGAUAGCAUUAUCUCUCACAUGGCCUGGCACAAUCGGCUUCACGAUCCACAACAUUAAGGAAGAUCUGUGUCUAGAGGACUCGACUGAAGGAGGAGUUGAGUUGAAGACAUGCAGUGUGGACUCGGUCCUGCAGCAGUGGAUGUGGACCGAUCACUGGUUCCUAGUAAACACAGGCACCCUGAGGUGUCUCUCUGCCAUACACAGCGACCCCGUCCAGACUAUCACCUGUGAUUCUGGUGAACAUAUCAAAUGGCAGUGUAAAGCUCAACAGCUCAUCAGCCUGAAAAACGCCCUGGUGUUGAGCUCAGAGAGAGGAAAGCUUAGACUCAACAGGGGUGAACACAAUAUUUGGACAUCUCUGGAUGCGACUGAUAUCUGCCAGAACAAACUGAGAUCCAGAAGAGACAGUGAUUUUGAGGCCGAUGAGUUUGACUUUGCUGAAGGGCCGCCUGCAAUGUCAGAGGCACAGAUGAAGUUUUUACAGUGGUAUUACCGCACAGAGGACUCAACAUCGUGGAAGUUUGGCAUGCUGGCAUUCGCUUUUCUGGGUCUUCUGAUUGGUGCUAUGCUGUUGGUCAUGGGCAUGAUGGCUAAUAGGAACAGGAAGCAAAUAGCCAAGUACAAAGCAGCCACAAAAGUCACAGCGGUGAACCCUGAAACGGAGCAGCUGCAGGUCAUCGUCACACAGAUCAAAGAGGAGAAAACCCUUUCCAUCCCAUCUGAACACAUCACAACACACAACAGCCAUAGAGAUUGGGAAGAGCCUUCAACCUACAGCAAAGCCUCAGAGGAACUGAAGCCUGGAGAAAUUGUGGUGACCUGGAAGGACGGGAAUGUGUCUACUUUGUAUCCUGAACCGGUGUCGGAGGGGGAAGGUGAAGAGGACAUCCACAACACAGAUGUGGAGACUGAGUCCCAAAACUCCCCCCAUGUAAUAGCUUCAUCUGAGGUUAUUGCGUUUUAAUAUAGUCCUACUGUUUGCAUAUUACUCUUUGUUUUUCUGGUCCAAAAAUAUGUUUAUAGCCUUGGGUCAGCCAAUCAGUUUGAAUAUAUUCACACAUAUAUUCAAGUUUUAUAGCAUAUUUCAAAAAGCAAGUUGUACUAUUUAUAAUAAUAAUAAUAAUAAUAAUAAUAAUACAACUUUUUGUGUGAAAAUGCAUUAGAAUUGGUCAUGAGCUGAAACUUGAAAAAUUGCUGAUUUUUUCCCAAACCAUUAUGGUGUACCAUACAAGCUUCUGUUAUAUGAAUUAAAGGCACACUAUGUACAUUUUCGCCGCAAGAGGUCGCUUAUUCAAAACAAAGGCGUAGCUUGAUGACGCCUCAAUUUCGCAGAAUCAGAAAGACUCACAGGCUCGGUCAGAAAUCGUGUUCAUGGAUGAGAUUAUUAACGUUACUGUCGUAUGAAGCAGAGCAGGGCGAGUGAUGUUGGAGCUGAACUAGAGCGAUUGAUAAUGAGAGACGAGCGCGACACACGGCUCGAGAGCAGCGGGACUUUUAUUAUGCCGCAGUCACUGCUUCCGCUUCUUCUGGUCAAGCGUAUGUGGGGUAAAGCAGCGCUGUUUAUCAUAUUAGAUACAUUUGUGUGUUGAAAGUUGUUAUAAUGCUACUCUGUGUGUUCGCUCGGCGGCUGCUAUGAGGCACUCGUUGCACACUGCAGUAAGCUAGAUGUUAGUCAUGGUAAAACAUGGUACUCGCAGUAAAUCAAGAAAACAAGAUUUAAACAAUAAGACUGUGUUGAGCUGUAUAACAUGAUUAGUUUUCUGUCGAUGAAUGUAUCCAAACAGUUGCUCACCUUUGUAAUAAAACACAUAAUAUAUAAAAGUG
Molecule: messenger RNA, 2001 nt
Organism: Ctenopharyngodon idella (grass carp)
Lineage: Eukaryota; Metazoa; Chordata; Actinopteri; Cypriniformes; Xenocyprididae
Product: solute carrier family 51 subunit beta
Exons: 6
Coding region: 164-1141 (325 amino acids)
Biological process (GO): bile acid and bile salt transport
Cellular component (GO): plasma membrane
Molecular function (GO): protein heterodimerization activity; transmembrane transporter activity
Source: RefSeq, a predicted model, not a curated record